GAUCAGUGUUCAGGAAACGUCAAAAGUAGAAGAGCAUAGCUUCUGAAGGCUGCAGAUGAGGAGCAGAUAAGAUGGAGCUGGAUAUCACCACAACAGCAGAAGAACUUGCAGUAAAUUGGAAGAAGGAAAACUCCAACCAAGAAGUUGCAGUAAUUGAGAAGAAGGAAAACUCCAACCAAGAAGUUGCAGUAAUUGAGAAGAAGGACAACUCCACCCAAGGUCCCUCAGAUGAUGACGAGAUUGGAAUGAGGAUGACAGAAGCAGAGAUUAAAGUCCUUGGAAAAUUAAAGCCUAUGGUAACACAAGACUUUUUUCAGUAUGCUGAAAAUUUAAUGAAGAAGAAAUCAGUUAACCAUAAUGAACUAAUGAUCCUCUGCAAUUAUUUUGUGGAACAACUACAACAAGCACGCAAAGGAAAAAAUCAGAAUCCACCCUGGUUACGGAUGCAUCCCACAGUCAAGGUCUACACUGUUGUUACUGGUCGGACCUUUGGCAUUGAGACAUCCAUAAUGAACCAAGUGAAGAAACAGAAGUUCACAAGAAAGUCAGUGGAGGAGACCACGAGCUUGAAGGACUGUGACGUCAUCAUGGUCUUCUGUCCAAUCACGUCCCGUAUUGUGUCAGAUGUGGCAGCAGCACUGAGAAGAGAGGAGGUGUCAUUGAGUGAUAAGCCCGUCAUUCUGGUGCUGAUGCAUCACACCCGAGAUGUCAAGUACUCAACUGGAGGAAGAAACAGGGCUGAACUGGGUCCAAAGGUCAAACUGCAGGUCGAUGUUCUCUUUCAUGACACUCAGCGUGGAUUACUGGAUUGUGACAAAAACAAACACCUUUUUGGCCAGGGAGCACAUAUGCAGUACAGUAAAACUGAACUGCUUGCGGUUCUAAACCACAAAAACCUGCACACCUUUGCUGACAAUGACUGGGACUCAAUUCCCCCUGAGAUCCAGACGGUCACCGACUCUAAUUUCACCAUACCACCGCUGAAGUGGCGUAGGCGACGGAGGCACAGGAAACAGAAGAGAGGGAAGAGAACGGGGCUGAAGGCUAGGCUACGUGCUACCCCACAUGGACCGGCUAUUCCGAGUCUCUUCCUCACCAACUCACGGUCACUAAAUAACAAGAUGGACGAGCUAAGACUGCAGAUCACCUCACGCUGUCUGGAUUGCUGUGUUAUGAUCAUCACAGAGACUUUGCUGGACUCUUUUACCCCAGACACUGCGAUUGAGCUAGAGGGCCACGCUACGUUCAGAGCGGACAGGAGAAAUGCGGGGGAGGUCUGCUAG
Pelmatolapia mariae (spotted tilapia) is the source of this 1283-nucleotide messenger RNA. RefSeq lists its product as uncharacterized. Bases 72 to 1283 code for a protein of 403 amino acids. NCBI's taxonomy places the organism in Eukaryota, Metazoa, Chordata, Actinopteri, Cichliformes, Cichlidae. The record is from RefSeq and is a predicted model, not a curated record. The transcript has 12 exons.